AUGCAGUGUGUGUGGCACUCGACGGACCUCCUGCGUGAAAUCAUGUCCUUCCAACUCGGCGUGCCAUACGAUACCCAUACGCUCUUGCACGCGCUUCGAUCCCUCGUCUGGGACAACGCCGACGUCCUUGCAACGCUGCCGCCCGCGCUGGCGCCGAUCCACGACAUCUUUCCCGCGUGGUUCAAAGUCCAUGGUGCGCGCGGUCUCAAGCGCAUGCCAUUCAGCAUCGCUCUCGAACUCUUCUACUAUGGCCUCUACUACGGCCAUCUCGACGUCAUUCGGCACUUUUGCGACAAGCUGCCCGUCGACUAUGUCGAGUGGCACCUCGUCAUCAUGUCGGGCAACGUCGUCGCGGUCAAGUUCCUCCUCGACGCGUACCCGGAUGGCUGCUUCUUCCAAACCAUCGAGCGCGCCAUCGAACAUGGUCAUCUCGGCGUCGUCCGGGCGCUCCGAGCACACGGCGUGCCGUGGCCAGCGACCGCGUGGAAGGUGGCGAGCCAGCAUGGCCGCGCCGACAUUGCGUCGUACCUCGAUGCGUACAAGUGCCCGUGGCAUGAGCACUGGCGCGGCGAAGUUGCUGAAGCCGCGGCCGAAGGUGGCCACGUCGACGUUCUCCGCCCAGUGCGCAAGCGGGGCUUGAUCCUCAAGCUCACCAAGCCCUUGGACCACGCCAUGCUGAUUCUGUGCGACAACUGCGACGGCGAGUUUUCAAUGCCGCACAUUGGCCUCGAUGCUGUGCCACGCGGCGCGUGGUUCUGCCGCCACUGCCGGCCGCAGAUCACGGGGGCGUUGCCCGAGCCGUUGACCGACGACGACGACGACGACGACGAUGGCGACAAUGCGAGCUUGGGCAGCAAGAAGCGCCACGUCGGGUCCGAGUCGCCAAAGAAGAAGCGCCGGGUUUAG
Molecule: messenger RNA, 906 nt
Organism: Saprolegnia parasitica CBS 223.65
Lineage: Eukaryota; Oomycota; Saprolegniomycetes; Saprolegniales; Saprolegniaceae
Exons: 2
Coding region: 1-906 (301 amino acids)
Source: RefSeq, a predicted model, not a curated record